AUGUUAAAAGCAAUAAGAUUCCAAGUUACUCUAAAAAAUCAUAACAUUUCUAUUUUAAAUCACAUAGCAAGUAACCCGAAUUUAUCUACAACAAAAACUGACACAACCGCGCCAGCAGCAACAACACUGACAACAACAACGCCGACACCAUCAAAAACAACAACAACAACCCAAACAACGACGACAAAGCAAACGACAUUACCACCUGCAUCAGCGACAUCUCCUGCUGUAGCUACUUUGUCCGUGGCUCAUAUAUCUUCAACAAACACUCCACAAAAUCAAACUACUGCAAUUACCGUGGACACCCUCAGCGCAAUCGCACAACAGACUUCCGUUUCUCUCCAAAAUGCGAUUGAGUGUUCUCCUGGGGUCCAUACCUCUCACGAGGCGUUGCUUCUUACAGACUGUUCAGUAACACAAAGUCCAGCGCUAUGGAAACAGGGCUCUAAUGUUAUGUCUGCAUGUAGUUCAAAUGCCAUACCUAACUACACACCGAUUGCUGCCUUCGAUCAUGGCCAGUAUUCAUCGAUAGGGAGUUUGUCUGGAAUAUUUCUAGGUUGCACCGGUGAUGGUUUCAAGGUGGCAGUACAGAUCUGCGGACAAACACCUUUUAUUGCCGAGUUACACCUUGGUGGAAGUAACACACAAAAUCCAAAUAUGUAUUUUACGAUAUCAUAGACACAACACACAGUUUGUUUUACUUGAAAUAAAAUACGAGA
Ruditapes philippinarum (Manila clam) is the source of this 719-nucleotide messenger RNA. Its product is annotated as spore coat protein SP65-like. The record is from RefSeq and is a predicted model, not a curated record. The transcript is spliced from 5 exons. Lineage: Eukaryota; Metazoa; Mollusca; Bivalvia; Venerida; Veneridae. The coding region runs from base 1 to 678 and encodes 225 amino acids.